AUGGCAGAAGCGUUCAAAAUCAAGCUGCUUCAAUCAACCCCUUAUUAUGCUCAAGCCAAUGGGCAGGCAGAAUCAAGUAACAAGGUGAUCAUCAACAUUAUCAGAAAAAUGCUUGAGAAAAAUCGAAAACAGUGGCAUGAUAAGUUGUCGGAAACUCUGUGGGCAUAUAGAACUUCAAAAGGAGAGGCAACUGGCAUGACCCCCUAUGCUCUGACUUAUGGCCAUGAUGCAAUUCUGCCUAUGGAAAUAGUAAUCCAAUCCCACAGAAUUGCUCAUCAACACAAUAUGGUUGGAGAGGAUUAUUCUCAAGCCAUGCUGCUAGAACUGGAAGGAUUGGAUACAAGCAGGAUUGAUACCCUCAACAAACUCUUAGUAGGAAAGCAGGCUGUAUCAAGGGCCUACAACAAAAGAGUUAAAAACAAGAGUUUUGAAGAAGGAGAGAUAGUCUGGAAAGCAGUUCUGCCCCUUGGAACACACAUAGCUGGUUAUAGGAAGUGGUCACCUACAUGGGAAGGGCCUUUCAUAAUUAACCAAAUCCUUGGAUUGGAGGCAUACAUAUUAUAG
Molecule: messenger RNA, 564 nt
Organism: Prunus persica (peach)
Lineage: Eukaryota; Viridiplantae; Streptophyta; Magnoliopsida; Rosales; Rosaceae
Exons: 1
Coding region: 1-564 (187 amino acids)
Biological process (GO): DNA integration
Molecular function (GO): nucleic acid binding
Source: RefSeq, a predicted model, not a curated record